AUGGAUGCAGACUCGGCUCGUCGACAAGCCGCAGAGAUUGAAGCUUUGCAGGCAAUCUAUGCUGAAGAUGGAGAGUUUGAGCUGCUCCAAGAACCGCAGGAAGGAGAAGCUGCAGGGGCAUCCUUCAGAGUACGUUGUCCGAAUCCCCUCGGUGAUGUCCGGGUCAACUUGCCAGCGACAUACCCUGCACAAGGCCGUCCAGGCUUCGUCUUGGAGAGGCUGCGUGGUCCUGCUGCAGCGGCUGUGCAACUAGGCCUAGAAGCACUCGCAAAUGAACAUGCAGCAGAGGAGUGCAUCUUCGAUGUGCUGACAAGAGCAGUCGAGGUUGCAGAGUCGGCGGGGCUGGGUUUGCCGGAUGAGGCGCCAGUCCCCGCAGCAAAGAGCAUCAAUGUCGAAGAGGCAGCCUGGGUGACUGAGUUUGCCGACGGCACGAUGUUGCGACUUAGCGUUCGUUCAGGACCGAAGGUGAAGAAAUCGCAGAUUACGAACAAGUCCGAGCUCCGCCGGGUCGCGAACGCUGAGAGCGUCUGUGUCGAUCUCGCCCCAUCGCGAAACACCGAGAACUAUGAACUGGCAGCACUUCUGUCCAACAGCCUCCAAAUCAAGGCAGACGACGUGGAGUUCGUGGCUGGUGGCAGGAAGGAGAAAGCAAGUGGAGACCGAACAGCGCACAUCCGCGGCAUUGCAAAGCAGGAUCUGAUGGACCGACUGUUGUCCUGA
This is a messenger RNA of Symbiodinium sp. CCMP2456, 720 nucleotides long. NCBI's taxonomy places the organism in Eukaryota, Dinophyceae, Suessiales, Symbiodiniaceae. The record is from the annotation of a GenBank genome assembly.